Messenger RNA from Mus caroli (Ryukyu mouse), 2157 nucleotides. Its product is annotated as leukotriene-B4 omega-hydroxylase 3. NCBI's taxonomy places the organism in Eukaryota, Metazoa, Chordata, Mammalia, Rodentia, Muridae. Gene Ontology annotation, biological process: arachidonate metabolic process; leukotriene B4 catabolic process. The record is from RefSeq and is a predicted model, not a curated record. Gene Ontology annotation, molecular function: leukotriene-B4 20-monooxygenase activity; heme binding; arachidonate monooxygenase activity.
AGAGGGAAGGUAUGGUAGAGAUACCUGUUCCUGAGUGGAGGUGCCAAGCUGGGGGUGGUUAUAUUUUAGGGACCUAGUCUGGAAUAGGGAGGGUAAAACUCAAGGCCAGGGCAGGGCAGAAGGCCAGCUGACCAAGCAGGAAUGCCACAGGAAGCCAGCUGGCCUUGGGGAUAGUAGUUUCUGAAUAACUGAAGCCUGCAGGAUGUCACAGCUGAACCUGUCUUGGCUGGGACUGGGGCCUGAGGUGGCUUUCCCAUGGAAGACCCUGCUACUGCUUGGGGCCUCCUGGAUCCUGGCCCGAAUUCUGAUCCAGAUCUAUGCUGCCUAUAGGAACUAUCGUCAUCUCCAUGGCUUCCCUCAGCCCCCCAAACGGAACUGGCUUAUGGGUCACGUGGGCAUGGUAACUCCUACAGAGCAGGGCAUGAAGGAACUGACUCAGUUGGUGGGUACCUACCCCCAAGGCUUUUUGAUGUGGAUUGGGCCAAUGGUCCCUGUUAUUACUCUAUGCCAUCCUGACAUCGUCCGAUCUAUCCUCAAUGCCUCAGCCGCUGUUGCACUCAAGGAUGUGAUAUUCUACAGCAUCCUAAAGCCUUGGCUGGGGGAUGGGCUCUUGGUGAGUGCUGGUGACAAGUGGAGCCGCCACCGUCGCAUGCUGACACCCGCGUUCCAUUUCAACAUCCUGAAACCCUAUGUGAAGAUUUUCAACGAUAGCACCAACAUCAUGCACGCCAAGUGGCAACGGUUGAUUUCAGAUGGCAGUGCCCGUCUGGACAUGUUUGAGCAUAUCAGCCUCAUGACUCUGGACAGUCUACAGAAAUGUGUCUUCAGCUUUGACAGCAACUGUCAGGAGAAGUCCAGUGAAUAUAUUGCUGCCAUCCUGGAGCUCAGCGCCCUAGUGGCCAAAAGGCACCAGCAGCCUUUGAUGUUCAUGGACCUGAUGUAUAAUCUCACCCCUGAUGGUAUGCGCUUCCGUAAGGCCUGCAACGUGGUGCAUGAAUUCACUGAUGCUGUCAUCCGGGAGCGGCACCGCACCCUUCCAGAUCAGGGUUUGGAUGAGUUCCUGAAGUCUAAGGCCAAGUCCAAGACUUUGGAUUUCAUUGAUGUGCUGCUGCUGAGCAAGGAUGAAGAUGGAAAGAAGCUGUCAGAUGAGGAUAUCCGAGCGGAGGCUGACACCUUCAUGUUUGAGGGCCAUGACACGACAGCCAGUGGACUCUCCUGGAUCCUCUACAACCUGGCAAGGCACCCAGAAUACCAGGACCGCUGCCGGCAGGAAGUUCAGGAGCUGCUGAGGGGCCGAGAGCCUGAGGAGAUUGAAUGGGACGACCUGGCCCAGCUGCCCUUCCUGACUAUGUGCAUCAAGGAGAGUCUGCGGCUGCAUCCCCCAGUCACGGUCAUCUCCCGAUGCUGCACCCAGGACAUUCUGCUCCCAGAUGGCCGGACCAUUCCCAAAGGUAUCAUCUGUCUCAUCAGCAUCUUUGGAAUUCAUCACAACCCAUCAGUGUGGCCAGACCCUGAGGUCUAUGACCCCUUCCGCUUUGACCCUGAAAACAUCAAAGACAGCUCACCUCUGGCAUUUAUUCCCUUCUCGGCGGGACCCAGGAACUGCAUAGGUCAGACUUUCGCCAUGAGUGAGAUGAAGGUGGCACUGGCGCUGACACUGCUGCGCUUCCGACUCCUACCGGAUGACAAGGAACCGCGCAGGCAACCAGAGCUGAUCCUGCGCGCAGAGGGCGGGCUGUGGCUGCGGGUGGAGCCGCUGAGCGCGGGCGCUCAUUGAUCUGACACCUGGUUUAGAGCCACCCUACCAACCUCUCUCUGCCGAUCCCAGAAUGAACAGAACUGUCACCCAUACCCGAAUCUUACCGAGAGCCAGCAGGGGGCGCUGUGAAAUCCAGUGCGUAGGUGAGAGAGGCCUGCUCCAUAAGGUGCAUUCUCCUCCAACCAACCUGGACUAUUCGCUGAACAACAUAGGAAGCCAAAGGGAUGUCUGAGCAAGAGACCAGAAUCAAGGGCAAAUUUGAGUUCUGAUUCAUGCAGCUCCGUUUCCAUUACUUUGACUUCCAUUCUAAUCACCUAAUAGACUAUCCUUCUCUCACCUCAGAAUUACUUUUCUGUGAGCACUAAAUUACUGUGUUUAUUAAACCUUAAGACCGGAUA